AUGGCUUCACAUACUUCUAUGAUAAUAAUAAAAGCAAACAGACCUUCUUCAAGCGAAGCUUGUAAAAGGAAAGAUGAAUUAAGUUCUUGUCGAAUUAACAACAGUUAUUAUUACUCCUCAUCAUCACUGAGAAACUCUCGACAAUCAUCGUCACCUUCUAUAUCAAAUUAUUCAUCACCAAUAGCAUCACCAAGACUAAAUCCAUCACGGAUUCCUUCUUCGCCUUCCUUCAGCAACAAUUAA
This is a messenger RNA of Entrophospora sp. SA101, 243 nucleotides long. The record is from the annotation of a GenBank genome assembly. NCBI's taxonomy places the organism in Eukaryota, Fungi, Glomeromycota, Glomeromycetes, Entrophosporales, Entrophosporaceae.